AUGUCAUACGAAUAUCCAAGCACAUAUCUGACAAUUGGACAUACGAUUGGCGCUUUAGGAACACUUUCCACUGUUUUUGCUCUAUUCGUCAUUGUUAAAGCUUCCACGAAAUUCAUGACUCGUUACAAGUAUUGUUUAUUGAUAAUGCAGUGUUCCUCAGCCGCUUACGAUUUAUUCGUUCAACUCGCAGUCCCGGAAAUCUACUUACCAGCGAUUGCUUGCAGAUUGCUCAUCCCGAUCGGGCAUAUCUCGAAAAUGAAACCGAUGCAUGGAUCGGCGAUGCAUCCGCCAUUCUACCAAUCCCAAUUUUCACCAUACCUUCCA
Molecule: messenger RNA, 324 nt
Organism: Mesorhabditis belari
Lineage: Eukaryota; Metazoa; Nematoda; Chromadorea; Rhabditida; Rhabditidae
Source: the annotation of a GenBank genome assembly